GUCAUUUUGACUGCAUCAGUCGGGGCCCAACCACAGCUUCCGGGCAGUGUACCUGUGAACCUGCGGUGUUACAGGAAUACCAGCAUCACCGGAUCAUGUCAGCCCCUGGCCAUAAAGUCCUGCAUGGGAACAGCUGUCCCAUUUGCACAAACGUCCAUGUCUCUGGUGAAUGAUUCUCAAACUUUGGAUGAAGUAAAUGACAAGUUGAAGUUAUGGAGUGGGUUACGAAAUGUACCCCAGUGCUGGGCAGUGGUGCAACCAUUCUUGUGUUCUGUUUACUUACCAAAGUAAGUCAUCCUUUCAUUUACCUAUUAUCAACUGAAUAAGUAUUAAAAUUUUAAUAUCCUUUAUUCACAUUGGUCUAAUGUUAUAAGAUUCAAUAACUUAAGUAAAUAAACACUUGCAGACAGAAAAAAUUUGGGGCCAGCAUGAAAGAAACAUGAAUUUAUAUGAACUUGGAUUUCUAACUUACAUUGUAAAUUAAUUUAUAGAACAUGGAUUGUGAUAAAGAUUCAAAAAGGACUUCAAAUAUUUAAUAUUUUCUAGCUUGUUAGUUAAGGGCCUUGUCAUUUUUUAAACAUCAUAUUUAUAUUAAAUAACUUUCAUUCUCUUCCAACAACUAAUAGCACCAAAUAAUUUUAUAUUUUUGUCUUUGAGACUUGCGGUCCUCAAAAUAUGUUCUGUUUAUAAACCAAAAGUGAUUGUUUGAAAAAAAAAAUUUUCUAAUGCAAUCCAGCAUCUACAAAAUAGCCACUGCUUAAAAUAAAAAUAUGUAGCUGUUUAUUGUGAACCUAUAUUAUGACCAAGUUAAAAUAAAUUCUAAUCUACUUUCUUGAUGAUUUACUAUAUAUUGGUUAAUUUUUUUGUUUUUAAUAGAUGCGAUGACACAUAUGGAGUGGAAUUACCAAGCAAAGAAGUGUGUGAGCGCACAAGGAAACCAUGCCAGAUAGUUCAAGAGAUCAAUACAGGCUGGCCAGAUUUUUUGCGCUGUGACCACCCAAACUUUGUUUCGGGUUGUGGGGUAAGUGUAUCUAAAGUCUUUUUGGGAUUCUGCCAUUUUAAUGUCAAAUAUAUAGUAAACAGCCUAUUUAAAUGUAGAUCUGAAGUGAUAUUUCAAAGUUUGAAAAAUCUAAAUUACAUUUCAUAUCUUAAAUUGAUUUCAGUAUUUACUUUACUUUCACAAUUUGUUUCUCCGCAGCAAGAGACUUAUGAUAAAUUAACAUUCAACACAACUGGCAAAUGUGAGUCUCCCCUAAUUCGAACAGAUAACCCCAAAAGUUGGUACAAUGAUGUCAACGGAUGUGGUGUGCCAUGUGUUAAUCCACUGUACACUGCUGAGCAGCACCAGGAAGUGCAUAUUUUUGUUGCAGUGUUUGGCUCCAUCUGUCUGGCAUGCACUCUCUUCACUGUGGCAAGUGUUUCUGAUUUAUACACCUACAAUAUUGUUUCCUAUGUUUGGGAGUCUGUGCUCUCAAUCUAGACAAAGAAGAUUUCUAUAGCUAUAGCAGUCAUAUCAUUAUUUUCCAAAAUAUGUUGUAGAAAAAAAUUUAUUAAUUUAAAAAUAAUUUCAGCUUGUAUUGGUGUGAAAAUAUGUGAAGCCUCUACUAAGAUUGAUAACGUCAGGCAAUCCCACAGUCUGGGACUACUGUGGCACUCAAAGGCACCUCUUGAAACUUUAAACUUUUUUUUGUCGUUGCAAAAAUUAAAUAAUUUACCAUGAUUUUAUUAAAUAAGAUAUUUUGUGACAGUUUACUUGUUAUUUUCAUGAUUGAAUCAUUUUUAUAAUUUCUUUUAGUUGACCUUCAUAAUUGACUGGAACAAUGCCAACCGAUACCCUGCACUUAUUUUAUUCUUUAUUAACGCUUGCUUCUUUUUGGGAAGCAUUGGUUGGAUGUCCCAGUUUGCAGGCAAUGCUAGGAAUGACAUUGUCUGUCGGAAAGACGGAACUGUUAGAAAAGGAGAGCCACAGUUAGUAGCUUUUUACUGCAAUUUUGUGAAAUGACCUGUUUAAAAAUAUUCCAUUAAAACAGAAUGUAAAUUUAAACACCUGCUGUGCUAUAAUAUAAUAGUAGACAAUGUAGACAUUAAAUAUAGAUUUCAACAGCAUAAAAAAUGUCUACUUUUAAAACUUUUUUCCUCCCUCAGAGCCAGUGAAAGUAUCUCCUGCACUGUAGUGUUCAUUAUAGUUUACUACUUCCUUGUCGCUGGGAUCUCGUGGUUUGUUAUGCUGGCAUAUGCCUGGUACUUGACGUUUACUGCCCUUGGUACACCAAGGGAUACUCUCAAAUCAAAAACAGCUUAUUUUCACCUCAUCAGCUGGUGCUUUCCACUUGUGCUGACAAUAAUUUGUUUGGCCAUUUCUGAGGUUUGUAGUUGACUUGAUUAGUUAGUGUGAUUAAAAUUUUAUAACAAGCUUUUUUUUAAAUUAAAAAAAUACUUAGUUUAUAUAAAUUUCAUACAAAAUAAAAUUUAACUUAAAUGAAUCUGUUUGUUUCUCAAGUAUCUAGUGCAACACAUAGAGGAUAGCUUUUUUAUUUUUGAUUUUGUUGAAAUCUUUUUUUUAAAAUGUAGAAUUGGUAAAUUCUCGAAAAGAAACGAAAAUAUAACUCUGUGAAAUGUAUUGUAAUUUAUAAGAACAUUUUCAUUCAAAUGAUUCUAAAGUACCACUCUAGUGAUUAUAGUGUUUCCUUCCUGUGUCCAGGUUGAUGGUGAUUCAGUCAGUGGCAUCUGUUUUGUUGGUGGCUUCAACCAUGGAAUUCGAGCUUUGUUUGUGUUGGUACCCGUCGGGCUGGUUGUAGUUGUUGGAACUUUCUUUCUGUUAAGAGGUGAGUUCCGAGGGAAGUUGUAGCAUCAUGGUCUAGAGUUAAUCUUUAGUUCUAAAUUGCCUUGGUAUAAUCCAGUCAUACUAAUCACUCACGUUAGAACAGGCGAGAAAUCAUCGACCAAUCAGCUAACACACGUUUUUUUUGUUUUAAGAAGCAGACACAAAUUUACACUAAAUUUAAAACCUCUCUUCAGCUAAGGUAACCAUUUUAAAAACCAGAAUUUCUUGUCAUCUGAUACUGUUUAAUCUUUCUCAUGCACUCUUCAAACCAGAUAAAUGUUCACGGAAAAAUUGGUAUUUCGUAUCCAAUAAAAUGUAUUGUGUUGAAGUUUCUGUCAAACUGAUGGACAUUCUGCCAUAGCUAAAGAGUUUGAUUAGUUGCCAGCUCACUCAAGAACUCAAUGUCUAGAAUAUCUGUACUCAAUUGUCUGAAAUCAAAAGACAUGGGAAAUUAGCAUGAAUCCAUUUAUAGUAAACAAAAAAAACAAAAAAUAAGAUUUCCAAAGACUUGCUGAUCUUAACUUAUUAAAAAUUGGGAUCACUGGCCUUAACUUCAUAUCCUAACAACAUUUAAUUCCAGCAUAUUUGCAGGACAGUUCUAAGGUGCCGUUGUAAGGGAAUAUGUUUAAGGUCAAUCAUCUGAUGAGAUUUCAUCUAUCUAGUUUAACUUCAGCUUUAUCACCUAUCUUAGGUCUCCACUUCUGCAACUUCUCAGUCAGGCUCCCAAUCUAUGUGUCUAAAUAUGAAACCCAAAUUGGAGAGAUUUUAUAGACAUUGGCGUGUGUUUACUUAAACCAUCCACUUUCAUUGCAAGAAUAAAAAUUAGCGCCAUAUAAGAAAAGAUGCUUUCCACUUCUGGUAGUUAUAUGUAAGUUCGAAAAUGCUCCAGAGAACAACUUGCAAAAGUUGACCUUUGCACUUUAAAAAUAAACAUAAACAAUUUUUCAAGUCUAAGUAAAUUGAAAAAUUACAAAUCCAUAGAAAUUAAAUAAAUAUUAUUGUAUAUAAGUAUAUGAUCUAUUCACUUUUAUUGCUUAAUUUUGUUCAUUUGUGUUGACUUUCAAUGUUUUUACUUUUACAAUUUCAUGCUUUACAUUAUCAACAAAAACGCUGCGUUGCAAUAGUCAGGAAUUUUUUUUUAGUUAGGAAAGUUGGGGAAAUGUAGGGAAUUUUGUUUUAAAAAGAGAAACCCUGACAUCAGCUAUGAAGCUCAACUAAAGAACCUUAUAUAUCUAUAGUGAAUUCCAUUUUAUUUUAGUUCUGACUUGAUUGUAAUUUAUAAAAGACAGAUCAUAUUUUGCCUUCUAUAUCACAAUAAUUGGUAGACUGAUAACUUAAGUUAAUAAAAACAACAUUAAAAAAACUGACGUGACUGUAUAUAUUGUAGGUGUCUAUACAUUACUGAAGAUAAAAAAAGAAGCUCCUGUUUUUAUACCUGAAAAGACUUUCUCUAAAAUUCGAGACACAAUCCUGAGACUUGGUAAGUCCCUUUCUUCAUUUCACAUAAAUUUGCCAGGAUUAAAAAAAUUUUUUACAUUUAUAAAACCAAAAUUGAUAAGAUAGGAUUAGAUAAAAUUCUUGUAUUGAUCCAAAAAAAUGGAAAUGUGAUUACAUUAUACACGUUCAUUUUAAACAUGCUGGUAAACAUUCUGAUAAAUUUAAAAAUUUUAAACCAGAACAAUUUAACAUAAAACAUUUAAAGCAUUUCUAUAAUCGCUAAAAAUCAGGCAUCAUAUUUCAUAAAACUUCACUUCCUUAAUGACUUUGACUUUAAUGUGAAAUCUUGGAGACGGGGAUUAAAUGUAAACUAUCUGUUGAAACAAAACCACUCAAUAAAUUCAUUGUUGGUUUGUUUUCAGGGAUCUUCACGGCGGUGGCCUUGACAUUUGCAUUUAUUACUUUCUCUGUCCAUGUUUACAUUUUUGCCAAUGAAGACAGAUGGAGAUCAAGUUUUAGAGAAUAUAUGUAGUGAGUAUUUCUCUGUGGCCUUGACGUUUGCAUUUAUUACUUUCUCUGUCUAUGUUUACAUUUUUGCCAAUGAAGACAGAUGGAGAUCAAGUUUUAGAGAAUAUAUGUAGUGAGUAUUUCUCUGUGGCCUUGACGUUUGCAUUUAUUACUUUCUCUGUCUAUGUUUACAUUUUUGCCAAUGAAGACAGAUGGAGAUCAAGUUUUAGAGAAUAUAUGUAGUGAGUAUUUCUCUGUGGCCUUGACGUUUGCAUUUAUUACUUUCUCUGUCUAUGUUUACAUUUUUGCCAAUGAAGACAGAUGGAGAUCAAGUUUUAGAGAAUAUAUGUAGUGAGUAUUUCUCUGUGGCCUUGACAUUUGCAUUUAUUACUUUCUCUGUCCAUGUUUACAUUUUUGCCAAUGAAGACAGAUGGAGAUCAAGUUUUAGAAAGUAUAUUUAGUAUUUCUGAGUCAAUGUAUACAUUUUUUAGCUGGGAUUUAUUGCUCUUUUCAGAUAGUAUUCUGUUUCCAAGACUCGCACAAAAACAUACGGUGAACGAUCUUUCUCUUUCUGUGACCCCAAACAAUGGAAUUCUCUUCCACUACACAUCUGCAAUAUACCAACCAUCACAGCCUUCAAAACUGCACUCAAAACACAUCUCUUUAAACUCUACUAUCCUGACUGAUUCCCCCCUCUAACCGAUAAAACGAUGCUGCUGGGUGCCGUCCAUGGCUUGACAUAUAAAUAGUUAUGGAAUGGGUGGAGUGAAAAUACAUUUGUUUUGUUUUAUUUAAUCAAUGUAUGUUAAUUUUUAAGUUCAUGAUUAUAUUUUUUAAAUUGUAUGUACUGCAUGGUGAGCCCAGCCCAGUGGCUUAGCUAGGGGGGGGGGGGCAGGGGGGGGAUAUGUGUUAGGGGGGGCCAAAAUGGGUAUUAAAACUAAUUAUUUAAUUUUAUUUUGUGUUAAACUAAUAAUGAGUAUUAAAACUAAUUAUUUAAUUUUAUUUUGAUGUAAACUAAUGUAUCCCAAAUACGUUUGCAAGAUUGAAUUUUGGAGCUCCACAAAUAUCUUCAUUACAAACCAGUUGGCAAGCAUGAUUUUUUGCGCCCCAUUGAGCAUUAAGGGGCCCCAUUCUAUUCAUAAACAAAUGACACAUCCACAAUGUAGGAUUGCUGAUGGCGUUUUUUUGAAAAACAAAGAUCAGUUCGGGUUCAAAUAUUAUUUUUCAUAUACUGAAAGUGGCAUGUGGUUUUAAAAAUUAUACAUGUUGGAUAAUUUCGAUUCCAAUAUAGGAUUUUACCUGAGUGCAAGGAAGAUAGAAUAAUACUUAACAUAAGUUGAAAAGAGAAAGAUAGAUAACAAGUAUUCGUCUCAUUUAAAAUAGUCUGUAGCUUUCUCUCACUUCCCACAGUAUAAAACAGUAUAAAAUGUUGGAAACUUUCUCUCUGUGAUCAAACUCGUUGCUCAGUAUGAUCCACUGUUAGAAAAAACCUACAACAUGCCCGAGAAAAUCCAGGUCCAGUAUCUUAUUUUUCACCGGAAAUCCAAAAUGAAUUUAUCCACCUACUUGCAUCGACUGUAAGGAAUCAGCUAUUGAGUGAAAUCAGAAAAAACAAUUACUACGGUAUCUUACUUGACUCAACACCCGAUCUAGGACACCGGGAACAGCUUUCUCAGUCAUCAGAUUUGGGGAUGUGAAUUUUCAAACUAAAAAAGUAACCAUCAAAGAAUCAUUUUUAGGUUUUGUUCAGAUACAUUCCAAAGACGCAGCAAGCCUUGAAAGAGUUAUCGUAGAGAAACUGGAAUCUGAUAACAUACCUCUAGCCGACUGUCGGUCACAAUGUCAUGACAAUGCUGCGGUACUGACUGGGCAUACAUCCUGCCUUCAAUAGCGAAUAUGUGCCAAAAAUCACAGAGCAUUGUUUGUCAACUGUGACAACCACAGCUUAAACUUAGCAGGAGUACACUCAGCUAAACAGGAUCCAGUUGUUAUCAUAUUUUUGGAACAGUUGAAAGUAUAUAUUUGUUUUUCUCUCGUUCAACAACUCGUUGGGAAGAAUUAAAAAGAGUUGUGCCAAUCAAGGUGAAGAGGGAGUCUGAAACACGCUGGAGUGCACGAUUAGAAGCUGUUAAAACUAUUUAUGAAGGACUAGAUGAACUAGUAGGGCUGUUGGAACAAUUAUCAAAAGAUGCAACUAUGAUGCCUGAAACCAGAAGUGAUACAGAAACUUUGCUGGCCGGUAUAUUAAACUUUAACUUCCUAGUUUUGUUACAUUUCUGGAAUAUCAUACUUCAUAAAUUGAUAGUGUCCAGAAACGGUUGCAGGAUCCUACUGUGAAUUUCAAGGAAGAAGCAUCUGAACUUGAAUCGCUGGAGCAAGAACUUGUCAACAUUCGUGAUAAUUUGAGCCAGUUUGUGGUAGACAAUUGAAAAACAAGAUGCACAACCUGGGCAAUUGAGGUUUACAGAAGGAUUAGAUGACAUCGGAGGAUGUCUGGAGAAUUAGCAAGAGAUGCAGGAUUUUCGGCAGAAGAAGAAAUUGCACGUGAUAUGAACAGCGUAAUUGAUAAACUCCAACAGGAGAUAUCAAUACGGUUUUUACGUCUAAAAAAGCUAAACACUAAAUUUGGAUUUUUACUAGACGUCAAUAAUCUUCUCGCUGAUACAAAUGUCGAUACACUUCGUCAAAAUUGCUUUGAUUUUGGAAAUUUCUAUGACACUGACAUCAAUGGUCACGAAUUGUGCACAGAAAUCGGAGACUGCAAAAUGCUGCUCAGUACCGGAACUGCAGUUCUACCGGAAACUCUUUUGGAUCUUCUUGGUUUUAUUGUUUCAUAUGGAGAUGGCGUAUUUCCGAAUCUGCGCAUUUCACUGCAAAUUGCUUCAAUUACAAGCUGUGAGCGGUCCUUCAGUAAAAUGAAGCUUAUUUUGUCUUCAAUGGGACAAGAUCGUCUGAGUGAUCUUGCACUUCUUAGCAUCUAAAGAGAAACACUUGAGAACAUUAAUUUUGACAAAGUGAUAGACGAGUUUCAAUUUGUUGUAGACUAUGUCUAUUCCAGUCAUGUACAAUUAGUAGUGUAUAUAUAUAUAUUUUCAAAUAAAUUGUUUACAAUCGUAUAGAGAAUUAUUAGUCUGUAUUCUAUUUCAUUAAAAUACCAGAUGCUUUGAAAAUGAACCAUAUAAACCGUAAAAUUUCAAAAUUUUCUUGGGGGCUCAGACUGAGCCCCCAGACUCUGUCGGUCUGAGAAGGGGCGCAGAUUUUGUGUCAUGUCCCCGGGCGCAGAUGACCCUAGCUACGCCACUGGCCCAGCCCUAGGCUGGGGUACUGCGCUAUAUAAAACCACUAAUAAUAACAAUAAUAACAUUUAUGUUUAAAAAGCUUUUUACAAAUGUUAAAUAAUUUCAGGUGUUAAUAAUUGUAGUGAUAUUUUUAAUUCACCAGCUGUGUUGCCAAUGUGUCAGUGACAGUUUAUCAUGGAGACACAGAAUCAACCUGCGUCAUCAAAGAUCGACCUAGUCUUGUUGCCAUGGAGAUUCACAUUUUUGCAUUUUUUGGUGCCGGUAUUGCCAUGAGUUCCUGGUCUUGGACCAAAGCUUCUCUUUCAGCCUGGGAGAGGUUCUUCAGAUGGUGAGUCUUUUUAAUGUUUAAAUUGUUUUUAUUUUGAAACUUUAGUAUUGUUGUAACAUUUCUGUCAGGCUUUGUCCUUUAUUCAGUGAUAAAUUGCAAAGGACAGUUGUAACAUUUUGCUGGAUUGAUUAGAGAAAGUACUCAAAAAUGUGGCCACAUUUUACUCCAUAUUUGAUAGGAUAUUUCAUAAGCCGUCCAACAAACCAGUCAAGUUAAAACGGCACCGAAUGAUUGCCCAGGCUUUUGAGAAAAGGAAGGAGAUCAACCAAGGGAGAGUAUCCAUCAGCUACAGGAGCUCACACGAUGAUCCCUUGGGUAAAUAAUAAUGUUAUUUAUUUUUUGCUAUCUUUUGAAAAAAAACAACAUGUAACUAAAAGAUAAUACUUGGUUCAUGGAAAUAUAAAGAGAAUGGUAACAAAGUGGGAGGGGCAUGGUUUUAAAAUGAAUAUAGUCUAUAGUUCUUUAUAAUUGAUAUCAUACUGAGACCUUUGACAUGCCACACCUAUAAAUGCUGUAUUUAAUCAUUAAUUGACAAACUUAUGCCAGAAAAUGGCACCAAGAUAUAGUUUUCCAGGGGAAAAACCUCUCAUAAUAUGACCAUUAGACUAUUUCUUUUUAUUCCUAUUUCUAGAGGUGUACUGUAAUUAAAUUUAAAAUUGAAUAUCAGAUUUGAUUAAUUUUGUAUUUUUGUAUUAAAAUGGUUAAAAUUCCAACCCAGAAUUAUAUAAAUAUUUAAAAUACAUAUAUUUUACUAUCAAAUAAAUCAAUGUUCCUUCCAACGCUUUUAGACUGAUGAGUUGUUAGUCUACGUAAAGUACCCUAUUAUUAUUUUGGAUAUUUAUUUGUGAUAUCAUAUUGUAACAACUUGAUUUCCAUCUCAACUAUGAACAAAUAGGAAUGAAGUUUGACCUCAACAGUGCCAGCGAUGAUGAACUGUCCUCCAAUUUUGCGAUGGCCAUGCCCAAGUUGGUCUGUAGGCGGGGAGGAUUGAUA
Messenger RNA from Lymnaea stagnalis (great pond snail), 9388 nucleotides. NCBI's taxonomy places the organism in Eukaryota, Metazoa, Mollusca, Gastropoda, Lymnaeidae. The record is from the annotation of a GenBank genome assembly.